AUGUCUUCCUCAUCAUCAAGUGAUGAAGCAGAUAAAGCUUUUGAUGAAAUGGUCGACGAAGUAGUAGAUAAUUUCAUAGACACAAUAGUUGAUGGUCAAACCAACAAACCGAAGAGACGAGCUUAUAUCGAAAGAGACCGAGAACAAGGACACAAUCAACUAUGGAAAGACUAUUUCAUGGAAAAUCCUACAUACCCACCUGAAAUGUUUAGGCGGCGUUUCCGAAUGAACAAGCCAUUGUUCCUUCGCAUUGUCGAUCGCCUAAGUAGUGAAGUUCCCUACUUUCAGCAAAGGAGAGAUGCUUCCGGAAGGUACGGGCUAUCUCCACUUCAAAAGUGUACGGCAGCUAUACGUAUGCCCGCAUAUGGUCAAUCGGGAGACAGAAAUGACGAAUAUCUCCGACUUGGUGAUAGUACAUCACGUCUAUGUUUGGAAAAUUUCACUGAUGCGAUAAUACAAUUGUUUGGAGAUGAGUAUCUACGAAGCCCUACACCAUAA
Molecule: messenger RNA, 498 nt
Organism: Brassica napus (rape)
Lineage: Eukaryota; Viridiplantae; Streptophyta; Magnoliopsida; Brassicales; Brassicaceae
Exons: 1
Coding region: 1-498 (165 amino acids)
Source: RefSeq, a predicted model, not a curated record